AUGGUCACCACUCCACCUCCUCCACAAGGUCAUGGGCCAAGCUCUAAGGUCAUCAUGGACCCAACUCCACCAAGAUCAUGGACCCACUCCACCAAGAUCAUGGACCCACUCCACCAAGGUCAUGGACUCACUCCACUAACAUCAUGGACCCACUUCAAGAUCAUGGACCCACUCCACCCUGAUCACGGACCCACUCCAACAAGAUCAUGGACCCACUCCACCAAGAUCACGGACCCACUCCAACAAGAUCAUGGACCCACUCCACCAAGAUCACGGACCCACUCCACUAAGAUCAUGGACCCACUCCACCAAGAUCAUGGACCCACUCCACCAAGAUCAUGGACCCACUCCACCAAGAUAGGGACUGGCAUAGGGACAGACCCACUCCACCAAGAUCAUGGACCCACCUCACUAAGGUCAUGGACCCACCUUACUAAGGUCAUGGACCCACCUUACUAA
Molecule: messenger RNA, 459 nt
Organism: Procambarus clarkii (red swamp crayfish)
Lineage: Eukaryota; Metazoa; Arthropoda; Malacostraca; Decapoda; Cambaridae
Source: RefSeq, a predicted model, not a curated record